Molecule: messenger RNA, 2383 nt
Organism: Suillus paluster
Lineage: Eukaryota; Fungi; Basidiomycota; Agaricomycetes; Boletales; Suillaceae
Product: tyrosine protein phosphatase
Exons: 5
Coding region: 195-2186 (663 amino acids)
Biological process (GO): positive regulation of cytokinesis; microtubule cytoskeleton organization; protein dephosphorylation
Cellular component (GO): centrosome; spindle pole; nucleolus
Molecular function (GO): protein tyrosine/serine/threonine phosphatase activity; protein serine/threonine phosphatase activity
Source: RefSeq, a predicted model, not a curated record
ACUGCGUUAGUCUGGAAUUCAACAAAGGAAUUGUGACGCGACGGUCACGGGACUUGUUUCCUUUUGUAAGGUGGUUCUUUCCUCGAGGCUUGAUAGCGGCAAUUGUUCCUGCCCUCACAAACCGCGUCUUUCUCUUUAACCACCACGAGGCUCUCUACCGUUCUAGUCAACGUUUACAACAGUGAGCUCGUUUAAUGGCUCCAUCCUGCGCACCACUCUGCUAUUUUGGAGAUAGACUCUACUUUACCACUUUCCCCCACCCCGCGCCAUCUCCCCAAUCACUUAACAGUACCGCAUCAAACCCACCCAAUGCUCCAAAGAUUCGCCCUCAACCCCAUAUGGGUGGACCACUCGGUCCUUCAGUCACCACCCCAGACGAUGACGCAGUUUACUACUACUUUACUGUCGACGACCAACUACUCUACACCUCAUUCUAUCAGGACUGGGGCCCACUUAACCUCGCAAUGGUCUACAAGGCCUGCUUAUUAAUUCACGGACUUUUGAAGGAUGAUGAUCUCAGCUCCCACCGACUCGUUCUCUAUUCUUCCGACGAUCCACGUCGCAAAGCCAAUGCAGCCCUGUUGAUGGCCCUGUACAUGUUGAUUGUACAUAAUUACACCCCAUGGCGCUGUUUUCAACCAAUAAGCGAACUAGAGUUCAUGUCUUUCAGAGACGCCGGUCGUGGUCCUUCUACAUUCAACCUUAGCAUUCACGACUGUUUGUGGGGUUUCUGGAAAGGAAUUCAAAACCGCCUUAUCGACUUGGAUGUGUUCGACCUCCAAGACUACGAGUUCUAUGAGAAGGUCGAGAAUGGUGACUGGAACUGGAUAACACCCAACUUCAUCGCAUUUGCAUCGCCUAGAGAUUAUGCGUGGACCAAACAGAAGAAUGAUAUCGAGACUGCUACAGCAGCAGCCCCUGCAUCUCCUGUGCGACCCGGUGUACCUUCACCAAAAUCACCUCGCAAACUCGCCCUACAACGUAAACUUAAUUCCGCUUUCUGCAAUUGCCUCGAAUAUUUCGAGAAGAAUAAAGUCGACCUCGUCGUGCGUCUCAAUGCAGAGCUCUACGAUAAACAACUAUUUUUGGAUCGCGGCAUCAAUCACCUCGAUCUGUGCUUCGAAGACGGGUCAAACCCGUCAGACGAAAUCGUCCGCACUUUCAUUGAUGUGGCAGACGCCGUGAUUGAGGGCGGUGGAGUCGUUGCCGUACACUGCAAAGCGGGGCUUGGGCGCACUGGAACCCUCAUUGGGGCAUAUCUUAUCUGGAAGUAUGGCUUUACAGCAUCAGAGGCGAUUGCGUUCAUGCGCAUCGUCAGGCCAGGCUGUGUUGUUGGUCCACAGCAACAUUACAUGCUCCAGAUGCAGCUCCAAUGGGCCAAGUGGGCUGCUGCAGAUGAGAUACGGCGCUUGCAAGCGGCUGCGGCCGCAGCCGCAGCCACCGCACAUGUCGUGACUCCUGCUACACCUCCUGCAGAACAGGACGAAAUCAUGCAUGAAACCAGAUCAACAACGCCACCCGCCGCAGCACCUGCACCUCUACCACCUGUUACCCCCGGUCGUGCUGUCGUAGCUGCAAGGACUCGCGAGACGCCACCGCCAGGACAGCCGCGCAAGACGCCUAUGGCAAAACGAGUCGCUAUUGAGUCAGAUGAUGAAGAAGAAGAUGUGGAGAUAGAUGAUACCCUCCCAGCUCUUGGUGCAGCACCACCCGUUACCCGGCCUCGUGCUAGAACAACAACUCGACUCUCGGGCGCAAGAGGUACGGCGUCCGAACAGCGCCCCACACGAGUGCUACGGUCAUCCGUGGCAAGCGUACACCAGAAGACUACUGCCGUCAGGAGCAGUCGAGCGGCAGCUCCAGCUCCCAACAAGAUACCGCGAUUGGCUGGAGGUACAUCGGCACGGAGUACUGCGGCCGCUGCUGCGAGAGGGCCUGGUGCCCCAUCGGCGCGCCGUGUACCCCAACCCCCUUCGCCUACCCCUUCGCGGUUACCGACACUCGCAAAGAAACAGAAUCCUUCGCUGGCAGAACUACCGAAUACACGGUCAAGCAAACCUGAUACCUGGAUGAAGGCAGGAGCCUCUGCCAUCGUCAUGCCUCCCUCGAAGUCGACACAACGCCCUGGUCCACGACCUGUUAGACGGAGAAGAAGCAGCUUUAGCGCUGCGGACGUCGUUGCAUAGACACCAUACCAAUGGAUCUGUCGCAAACUUAUUCCUGCUUUUUUUGCGUUCAUGUUCAGUCAGCUCUCGCGCUUUCCAUCAUCGACAAUAGUCAUCAAAUCAUCUUCAUUCAUUCUCUGUAUUUAAUGGCGAAUCUUCUUUCUGGCGCUGUAUAGGCUCAGUAUCUUCGAUAUCUGCAUGAUGUCUCACUGUUCACA